Messenger RNA from Caenorhabditis briggsae, 1107 nucleotides. Bases 1 to 1107 code for a protein of 368 amino acids. The transcript has 5 exons. NCBI's taxonomy places the organism in Eukaryota, Metazoa, Nematoda, Chromadorea, Rhabditida, Rhabditidae. The record is from RefSeq and is a predicted model, not a curated record.
AUGCUCGUCCUCACCGUUUUCGCUGCUACCAUGGCGCUAGCCAUGGCCCAGGAUUGCUCUUCUCCAGCUGGAACUCGUGCUUCGUUUGGGGCAUACCUGCAGUGUAUCAAAGAGGGACUUGACGCAGAUUACGGAAACUAUGAAAACGAGAUCCGCGAGCACUCCAAGAAAGCCGCUACCGCUUGUUUCGCUUCAUCUAUCGAGGAAGGUAACCAAAAGGAUCGUUGCGUCUUGGCUGCCAGUGAUUUGUCUCACAAUGCUUGGGAUAAGAACGGUCCAUUGAGAGAGUGCUCCAUCUGCAGAACAUUCGCUGCUGGAGCCAUCAAGGCUAUCAAGGCUACCCCAGCUGAGGACCAAAAGUGUAUCAGAACUGAGGUUUCGAAGGCUAUCGCUCGCGAGGCUGCCUAUUGUCUUCAAAAGAAGAUUCCAAACUUCGCAGGAGUUCCAGAGAUUCCAGAUCUGGAGGAAGGAUCCUUCCAAUACAAAGACUCUGUCAUCUCCUCCAUCUCUGACCACAUCCUUAUCCAAUCUCGUCUUUCUUUCUGCGGAGAACGAAAGCCACAACGUGCCGCUUCCACCCGUGCUUGUCUCGCUAGUCCAUUUGUCGGAUAUUUGAGUGGACACUGCAAGGUUCUCGCCAGCUGCGAUGCCAAAUUCUCUGGACAAUGUGCCCAAACUAUCCCAGCCACUCGCAAGGCCACCUGUGAAUGCAUCACUGAAGCUAGAGAUGACUUGAAGAAGCGUAUUGGAUCUAUCGCCAACGUUUUCAAUGAUCUUCUCUCCGGUGGACGUGGACUUGCCAUCGGAUCCGCUAACAAAGUUGAUAUCUGCACUUCCCAGAUUAAGAAGCAAAUGGUUACUCCAGUUAAUGACUGGGUCAAUGUCAUUGAUACCGCUCUCUCCUCAUGCAUCCGUAACAAGCCAGCUGGACAGAAUCUCGCCAUGGAGGCUCUUCUCAAUGUUGGAUGCCGUAAAGUCAUUGCUGACACUACUGGAGCUGCCACUUCUCAACUCAAAACUGGGUUCGAUUUUGUCAACAAUUUGAUCGAUGCUAUGGUUCAACGCAGUGGACGCUUCUGUGGUGGAAGCUAUUGCCUUCAGGGAUAG